Molecule: messenger RNA, 2346 nt
Organism: Ixodes scapularis (black-legged tick)
Lineage: Eukaryota; Metazoa; Arthropoda; Arachnida; Ixodida; Ixodidae
Product: FYVE and coiled-coil domain-containing protein 1-like
Exons: 1
Coding region: 1-2346 (781 amino acids)
Source: RefSeq, a predicted model, not a curated record
AUGUGCGAAAAGCCAGAACAAACCAUUGACGAAUUUCUAACUGAGCUAAAACUGCGGGAUCAGAAAUGCGACUACGGAGCUCAAGAAAACAGGCUCAUCUGUGAUCGUAUCAUCAUUGGGAUACGAGACGUGGCUUUGCGCGAACGGUUGCUUCGUGAACCAAGUCUUACCUUAGACAAAAUCAUUUCAACCUGUAAAGCAGCUGAAAUCUCAAAAAAAAAACACGUGAAUGAUAUUCAGAAAACUGAAGACGAAGUUAGAGUUGAUGGACUCUAUCGUCAGCCAUCUAGCUUCAGAGCAGCACAACGAAGUUACCGACCAUCCGGACCACAAAAAGACCAAUCCAGCAACCGACAGCAAAUUUCAUGUUCGAGAUGUGGUACUUACCAUGAACCCCGAAACUGCCCAGCUUACGGAAAGCGCUGCCUUUCGUGUGGAAAUUAUGGACAUUUUUUCCGAAUCUGCAACCAGACACAGCAGAAAACCUACGGAUAUCGACGUGUUUCUGCAGAAGAAGAAACUUCCAACUCAUCCAUGAACAAUGACCGCAAUGAAACGAUCCAUUUGGGAGGCAUAACGAUUGGGCCUCUUCCAUCAACCAAAGCAACCAAGUUUGCGCAGACUGGGACAGAGCUGGAGAGGCGGUCAAAGAAAAAAAAGGACAUGCUGGCAUCUCGCCCCGAAGAGGGACAAGGCCUUAUUUCAGAGUUGGUGUUGGCAACGGCAGAAAUGCAGCAAAUGUCUUUGGAGCACGACAGAAAUAUCGAAGCGAGCUUUGGCCGUGAGCAGGCCCUUCAACGCGAGUGCAAGGCAGCUUCGGCUCUCCUGGGGAAGAUGCAAGCGCAGCAAGCAGAAUUUUCUCAUGCCAAGUAUCAGGAGUCUGAAGCAUUGAAAGCCCAGUUAGUUUCUCUAAGUGGGGAUUUGUCAAAGCAGCAGGAGCUUGUAGAUUCCAAGGUGGAGGAAGCGAACACCCUGAAGGAGAAGUUUGAAGCAUCUCAGCUUGAGCUCGAAAGGUUUUCUGCCGAGUACUGCAUCUUGCAGGAUGUCCUUCUUCAAGACUGUGGCGAGGACCUGCCGCUAGUUCGGAAUGAUUCCGAACAACGAGAGUUCAGUGCCUUUCAGUACCUCAAGAAGCUGCUAGACAUCGCAGAACGCAAGAGAAAGGCCCUGGAAAACCAGCUUGCUAAAAAAGAGGAGCAGUUCAAUUUACUUCAGCAAAACUAUCAGUACUUAAAGGACCGGUACCAGUGGCCGUUACAAGAUCUUGGGGCAUUCGUCCGGAGCAUCAUCGAAGCAUUUUUCCGGAGCAUCAUUGAGCACACCAACCAGUCGUCAGAAGCUGCAGUGUCUCUUGAAGCAAGUCAGCUGGAAGACUUGAACCGUAUGCUGGCAGUGAUUCAGGAACGGGUCACAUCCUUGACAGUUAGGAACGAGCUCCUCGCUCAAGAAAGUCAGCAGUGGAAAUCAUCUUGUAAAGAUGCGAGUGAAAAAAUUAGAAGCCUGUGUAAUGAAAGCCACCUCCGGCAGCAGAGACACGAAAAGGUGGCGGAGACUUUGAGAGAGAGAGAGAAUGCUGUUAAGUGUAACAAUUUGUCGCAAGCGGAAGCAGACGGAAGCUCCUUUACCGAGAAGGCAGAAACAGAGUGCGAGAGGUUAGACGAGAAAGUCAGCAGCCUCCUAAAACGCAACGGAAAGCUAGAAAGCGAAGCCGACAUUUUGUGGUCAGAACUUUCCUGCCUGGAGGAGCAAGCUGAGAUGCUCAUCAGUGACAACAAACAUUUUCAACAGCUAGCUGAGAACUUAAAGCAGGCACGACAAUGCCUCGAGGAGGAGUUGAAGACUCAGCGCGAGCAGCACGUCAAGGCCACCAAGGAGAUGGAGAAAGAGCACUGCACUGCGCUGGACGAAGCGGCCAAGUGUGAGGCAGCACUAUCAGCGCUGAAGACAGACCACUCCCAGCUGUUGGACAAGUAUAACUACAUUGUAUACAGACACAGGAACCUGCAGGAAGAGUUUCACGCGGCAGCCCAAGUGAAACGCAGUUGGGAGGACAGCUGCGCUCAGCUCACAAAAGAGUGGGCAACAGCCAGACGAGAUAUCGCAGUCUUCGCGGAGCAGCAGGGCGCCGUGGGACAAAAGACUAUGCAGGAGCUGCAAGAGCUGUGGCAAGCAAAUCAGCAGUUGCAAGAACGCUUUCGCCUGCUCAACGACAAGCAUCUCAAGGCUGAAGAACGGUUGGUACAGGCGCCAAACCAAAAAGUGGAGGCCUCGAUGGAACAUGUCACCGAGGGCACAGGGGGUACAGCGAGAACUUUGGAGGCACCAGCAAGCCGAGUCGAAAUAUAG